AUGGCUUUGUGUUCAGUGUGGACUAUGACCAUCCUAUAUAAGCGCAUGUAUGGUUCUGGUCGAGAAAACUCAGGGUUCACAUUAGACCUGAACUUACCCAUCCGUGUCAUGUGCUUUGCGGUAUACAUAAUUGUCGCCAUGAGCUUGAGUUUAUUGUCUGUCACGUCGCCGUCGAGUCCAGCUCCUGAUCUUGUGAUAGCUUCUGCGGCCACCGUCGUCAUUCUCAUUUUCGGAACACAGAAGGACAUCUUAGGAGUCAUCGUAUUCUGGCGACGACCCGCACCACUAGAGAACCAAAUUCGCGUUGAUCUAAAAGUCGAGUUUGAGCGAGAGGCCGACAUCCCUCCCAAGGUUCCUGAGAAAGACUACCCGACGACUCAUGUUUAA
This is a messenger RNA of Psilocybe cubensis, 387 nucleotides long. RefSeq lists its product as uncharacterized. NCBI's taxonomy places the organism in Eukaryota, Fungi, Basidiomycota, Agaricomycetes, Agaricales, Agrocybaceae. The record is from RefSeq and is a predicted model, not a curated record. The coding region runs from base 1 to 387 and encodes 128 amino acids. The transcript has 4 exons.